Molecule: messenger RNA, 822 nt
Organism: Durio zibethinus
Lineage: Eukaryota; Viridiplantae; Streptophyta; Magnoliopsida; Malvales; Malvaceae
Source: RefSeq, a predicted model, not a curated record
AUGGUUUUAUCCUUUCAGGCUCAGCCUUUAAUUCCUCAAAAAAGCAUAGGAACCUUGAUGUUGUACUCAGGAGUGCAUCGAAGCUCUACUCUAAUGACGGCCACAAAAAAGCAGAAUGUCGUAAGAUUUCUGACUUCUCGCUUCAAGAAACUUUGGCAAGUUUUAAGCUCUUGUUCCAAAUCUAGCUCACAUGUUAGUAGAAAUUCUAGGGCAGAAUCUAGCACGGAUGUUUCUUUUUCAACCAUCAGUUUUCUUCCUGGAUUUUCUGGUUCACUUCCCUUCAAGCUUGAAACAGGAUACAUAGGGGUGGGAGAUGUGGAAUUCUUCUACUAUUUUAUUGAAUCAGAAAGGAAUCCAGCGGAGGAUCCUGUCGUGCUGUGGCUCACUGGCGGACCUGGCUGCACUGCUCUCUCUGGGUUUUUUCUUGAAAUAGGCCCCUUGAAAUUUAACGUGGUCGAGUACAAUGGCAGCUUACCAACUUUUGCUCUGAACCCUUACUCUUGGACAAAGGUUGCAAACAUAAUCUUCCUAGAUGCACCUGUUGGCACAGGAUUUUCUUAUUCAAGGACUUUCCAAGGUUUCAAGACCGGGGAUAAGAAAUUUGCUAAUGAUGGGUACAAUUUUAUGAGGAAGGUGGUUGCAAAGCCAUCCCAAAUACAUCACAAAUCCAUGUCUAUCUUGCUGGUGACUCAUACGCUGGGCAAGAUUGUUCCCAUUAAUUGCUCUAGCAAUAUCAGAAUGGCCAAUGACCAGCUUACUUCAUGUGCUUCAGGUACUGAAGGAAAGGGGCCAUUCCCGCAAUUAAUCUCAAAGGUUGUUUGA